GGCCCGAGAAGACGGGAAAAAGCGUAAAGUUCGUGAGCAUUGAUUGGCUGAAGUAAGAAGCGUUCUGGGCGCUGAUUGGCUCCAUGGUUCGCGGGAAGGAGUUUGUCGCACCAGCGGGAAGUGAAUUUAACACUGCGGCCGCAGCAGGGUUCUGAGGAGCUGGACAAACCCGCCAGAUAGGCGUCUUCUGGACUUCUUUCCUGAGAGAGUCGGGACCAGGAUGUGGUUUAAUGCAUCUGAAAGCUACAGCAGCUCCUCCUUCGGCGGAGCGGGCGGCUACACGCAGUCCCCCGGGGGCUUCGGAUCGCCGACACCUUCGCAGGCUGAAAGGAAAUCAAGAGCCCGAGCCCAGCACAUUGUACCCUGUACCAUAUCUCAGCUGCUUUCUGCCACUCUGGUUGAUGAAAUGUUCAAAAUUGGGAAUGUUGAGAUUUCACAGGUCACUAUUGUGGGUAUAAUCAGACAUGCAGAGAAGGCCCCAACCAACAUUGUGUACAAAAUAGAUGACAUGACAGCUGCGCCCAUGGAUGUUCGCCAGUGGGUUGACACAGACGAUGCCAGCAGUGAAAACACAGUGGUUCCUCCAGAGACAUAUGUGAAAGUGGCUGGCCAUCUGAGAUCUUUUCAGAACAAAAAAAGCCUUGUAGCCUUUAAGAUCAUGCCUCUGGAGGAUAUGAAUGAGUUCACCACCCAUAUUCUGGAAGUUGUCAAUGCACACAUGAUCCUAAGCAAAUAUAACAGUCAGCCCCCAGCAGGAAGAGCACCUAUGAGCAAUCCAGGAAUGGGUGAAACAGGGAUCUUUGGUGGGAAUAGCUCCAUGCCAGCAAAUGGCCUCACUGUGGCCCAAAACCAGGUGCUGAAUUUGAUUAAGGCUUGUCCAAGACCUGAAGGACUGAACUUUCAGGAUCUCAAGAACCAGCUCCAACACAUGACUGUAGCCUCAAUAAAGCAAGCUGUGGAUUUUCUCAGCAACGAGGGACACAUCUAUUCCACUGUGGACGAUGAUCAUUUUAAAUCCACAGAUGCAGACUAACGGAUCUAAUUGAGUUCCCGAGGCAUUUUCCAGCUGGACCUGUUCUCAUAGUAUGUUUUCUCCCACUGUGCAUCUGUUUGGCCAGUUGGCUUCUAGGGAGUAGGUUUCAUCUAGAAAGGGUCUCACUUAGCAUCCUUUUGAAACUUGCUACUCUUCUGGCUUUUUGUUUGUGGUUAUUUUUGUUUCUUGAAGCUCAAUUUUGGACAGUUGAUAAGAAUGUAAACCUGGGUGGACUUUCUUAAAGAAGUUACAGAUCGGGGCGCCUGGGUGGCUCAGUCUGUUAAGCGUCUGCCUUCAGCUCAGGUCAUGAUCCCAGGGUCCUGG
This is a messenger RNA of Neogale vison (American mink), 1357 nucleotides long. RefSeq names its product replication protein A2 (gene RPA2). The record is from RefSeq and is a predicted model, not a curated record. The transcript has 9 exons. Bases 221 to 1033 code for a protein of 270 amino acids. Gene Ontology annotation, cellular component: DNA replication factor A complex; chromosome, telomeric region; nucleus. NCBI's taxonomy places the organism in Eukaryota, Metazoa, Chordata, Mammalia, Carnivora, Mustelidae. Gene Ontology annotation, biological process: DNA replication; double-strand break repair via homologous recombination; nucleotide-excision repair. Gene Ontology annotation, molecular function: DNA binding.